Molecule: messenger RNA, 396 nt
Organism: Penicillium griseofulvum
Lineage: Eukaryota; Fungi; Ascomycota; Eurotiomycetes; Eurotiales; Aspergillaceae
Product: cupin domain-containing protein
Exons: 2
Coding region: 1-396 (131 amino acids)
Source: RefSeq, a predicted model, not a curated record
AUGCAAGAACCAACCUAUGACCCUAGCCGUCCUAUGCCCGCACUCGAGAUUGCCUACUCGUACAAGCUAGUUGGCAUCCCUAACAAGAGUAUUGUCAGCUUGCGCGUUGAAUUCCCACCCAACGGAUCAACUCCCCCGCAUCGUCACGCGGGUGCAAACGUCGGUGUUUAUGUGCUCAAAGGGACGGUUCUCAAUAAAAUGAAUGACGACCCUAUGAAAAUCUUUAAAGAAGGUGGAACCUUUUUUGAAGCACCCGGCUGUCACCAUCGCAUCAGCGAUAAUGCUAGCAAGACCGAGCCAGCGACAAUCAUUGCUACCAUGGUCACCGACACUGACGCCUUUGAGAGGGAUGGGAUGGCGGCGCUUAUCCAGAUUGACGAGGAGUACCGGAAAUGA